UUUACAUGCGGAGGAAUCUCCGCUAGCGACCCUGUUAAGCCUGAUUUAGCCACAAUAAACGCUACGUUUUCCACCUAAUUGACCUAAUAGGUGUCAGCCAUGGGGAAGUCGUUUGCGAAUUUCAUGUGUAAGAAGGAUUUCCACCCUGCCUCGAAGUCAAAUAUCAAAAAGGUAUGGAUAGCAGAACAGAAACUGACCUUCGAGAAGAAGAAGCAAGAAGAACUUAUGCAGGCGUACAUGAAAGAGCAGGAUUCUUACAACAACAGGUUGUUGAUGGGGGAUGAUCGCGUUAAAAAUGGCCUAAAUUUCAUGUACGAGGCUCCACCUGGAGCAUCCAAAGAGGAAACAAAAGAGGAGGGGGAAGACGAGUACAAAUUUGAGUGGCAGAAGGUGGCUCCUCGAGAGAAGUAUGCCAAGGAUGACAUGAACAUUAGAGAUCAGCCAUUUGGAAUCCAGGUGCGCAACGUGCGAUGCAUCAAAUGUCACAAAUGGGGCCAUGUGAACACAGACCGAGAGUGUCCUCUCUAUGGGCUGUCGGGUAUCAAUGCCAGCUCUGUGGCAUCAGAGGAGGCAGCAGGUCCGUCGAUGCACCCCUCGGAGUUAAUGGCGGAGAUGCGAAACAGUGGGUUUGCCCUGAAAAAAUGUGUCCUUGGUAGGAAUGCUACUGUUUGUGAUCCAUCGCAGGAAUUUGUUGCCAGUGAUAAAGAGGAAGAUCCCGAGGUGGAAUUUCUUAAGUCAUUAACGACUAAGCAGAAACAGAAGCUCCUCAGAAAGCUCGAUCGCCUGGAAAAGCAGAAGGCCAAGAAAAAGAAGAGCAAAAAGCAGAAGAAGAAGAGCAAAAGAAAGCACAAGAAAAAGCAUGAAAGUAGUGACAGCUCGAGUGACUCCUCCAGCAGCAGCAGCAGUAGCAGUAGCAAUAGUGGCUCCGAUUCAGACAGCCGUGGCAAGUUCAAGAGCCAAAAGAAGAACAAGAAAAAAGAUUCCUGUCGGGAUAACAGCUCUAAGAGCGAGCGCAGAGUCAAGAGUCAGAAAAAGGCCUCCUCUCACAGAAGCAGGUCACCGAGCCCUCACACUGGACAGAAGCGGCCUGAAGAGGAGUCCGGAGAUUAUAGACAAACAAGGACGGAGAGGGGAAGGAGCAGGAGUCGAAAUCACAGCCCGGCGAACAAGAUCAAGCCGGAGGGAGGUCAAGAGAGAAAGAGACACAACAGCAGGGACAGGCAGAGACCUAGCAGCUCCAAGUCUGGCUUGGACAGAAGUAGGAGCCGCGAGAGAGGCAGGGAGGACAGAGGUAAAGAUGGGCGUCACAGUAGAGAUGGUGAGAGGAACAGAAGUAGCACAGAUGGAAGGAGAGGCAGAACAGCAGAUGGGAGGAGCAGAAGCAGGGAAAGGAGGAAAGAAAGGGAGGGCAGGGGAAGAAGUAGGAGUAGAGAGAGAAGAGAGAGGAGCCAAGACAGAGCCAAAAGAAAGCACUGACUGUUUUCUGUUGUAUCUUACAAUAUUGGGCAAAACGUGUUGAAUGUUUUCAUUUUUUUUUUUUUUUUUUUGAAAUGACUGUUAAAUAGUAUUCAUAAUUAUCACACUGUCUCUCUACUUAACAUCGCAGAUAUGUCCAGUAGUAGCCCUUUUUGUCCAGUAGAGGGACGCAGUGCACAGAUAAUGUGGAGCCGCAGCUCGUUGCACCCUUGUGUUGUCUUCUGUAUAAAAGGCUCUAAAUUAAUUGAUUACCAUUGGAUGCAAUUUGUAGCUAUGAUCCGCUGAUGAGAAAAUAUUGGAGUCAUUUUAAUGGUCAGUUGGCCGCUAGAAAGAUUAUUCCUGUUGCUGCAGGGUUUUUUUUUUCUUUUUUGCUUUCAUUAAUGUGUCGACAUUGUAAGAUGUGAUGAUGAGACGGCUGUUGAUUCUCACAAAAAAAUGAGUAUUUAAUUUCUGAUUAAAUUUUUAAUCAUCUCGA
Molecule: messenger RNA, 1951 nt
Organism: Epinephelus lanceolatus (giant grouper)
Lineage: Eukaryota; Metazoa; Chordata; Actinopteri; Perciformes; Serranidae
Gene: cirsr
Product: corepressor of RBPJ and splicing regulator
Biological process (GO): negative regulation of DNA-templated transcription
Cellular component (GO): nucleus
Molecular function (GO): transcription corepressor activity
Source: RefSeq, a predicted model, not a curated record